Molecule: messenger RNA, 2490 nt
Organism: Saccostrea echinata
Lineage: Eukaryota; Metazoa; Mollusca; Bivalvia; Ostreida; Ostreidae
Exons: 2
Coding region: 1-2490 (829 amino acids)
Source: RefSeq, a predicted model, not a curated record
AUGGAAGAAUCGUGUAAGAAGAAAAGAGGUCCAUAUCAUAAAAGAAAGAUUCAUGACAUUGAAGACACAAGUACCAGUGCAUACAAUAAGACCUACAUUGAGAAAACUGAGGAUGUUUUAUGUGAUCAAGAUGUUCCAAUGGCACUUCAUAUUAAAAAAGAGAGACUUGAAAGUGUAGAUUCAAAUGUGGGUUAUAAUUUAAAUGAACUUCGCCCUAAUGAUAAAAGUCAUGAAAUUACUGCAGUGGAUGAUUUUGUGGAAAAUGUUAACAACGGUGAUGAAAUCAAAAAUACUGCAGCAGAAUUAGAUGAAUCUGAAGAAAAUGCUGAAUUUUUGCAUCAAAAUGAACCAUAUGAAGAGGAAAGAGAAACUUCGGUAUCCAACAAUGUUCCUGAUAUACCUAAUGAAGUGUUUGACCCUAAAAGUGACAAAGUACUUGAUGAACUUCUUGAGGAGGCAAAAUUAAGGGACAGUGACUUAUUGUGUGAUGAAAAUGAGAUUGAUAUUGAAGACGAUGUAGGAUUUGUCGAUGAAUUUACAAAUUUCAUAUUCAAUGAUAUAGAAAAUUCUGUACCCAAACCUGAUGAUUCCAAGUCCAAAGAAGACCGCUUUACAGAUCCCCUGUUUGAAGGAUCACCCUAUACUCUUGGUGUUGUAAUUUUGCUGAUAUGCUGCUUUGUGAUUAGAUUUCGAUUGCCUGAUGAAGCAAUAUCGUACUUACUUCGACUUUUGGCUUGUAUUUUACCUUUAGGACAUACUUUAUCUGGGAGUCUAUACCAUUUCAGGAAGACAAUCAGAUUGUUCACAGAUUGUUUGAUACCAACAUUGACAUAUCACUGCAACUCUUGUUAUGAAAUAGUUGGCAAGAAUGAGAAAAACUGUCCGUUGUGUAAUAAAUCAUUGACGGAAUCUGGGGCUAGGGCAUACUUUAUGCAACUCAAACUUUUAUCCCAACUGCAAGCAUUAUGGAAGAAUAAGGAAUUUUGUGACAUGGUGCGAAAACAUAAAUUUGAGCAUUUUGAAAGCAAUAAAGCAGAUAAACUUUCUGAUAUUUAUGAUGGGUUAUUGUACAAACACUUAUUUCAAAAUGAUGGUGUUUUAUCGUCUCCAAACAAUUUAUCUUUUUCACUUAAUACUGAUGGUGCUCCUUUGUUCAAAUCAUCCAACAUUAGCAUCUGGCCUGUGUAUAUGCUUAUUAAUGAGCUUCCCAUUGCACAAAGAAAGAAAAAAAAUUAUGCUCUGUUUUAUUGUGUUUGGAUCUCCUGUCGAAAGCCACAGAUGUGGUAUUUUCUAAAACCACUAUAUGAGGAACUGAAUGACCUUGGAAGUAAAGGUCACACAUUUUGUGAUUAUUAUGAAAACACAUUUGACUGUAAAUGUUUCUUGUUAACAUGCACAUGUGAUCUUCCAGCACUAGCAAUAGUUUACAACUGUAACCAGUUUAAUGGAGAUUAUAGCUGCUGGUUUUGCCUACAGAAAGGUGAAACAUUUAAACAUGAAUCAGGAGGGAUUUCACAUGUGUAUCCAUUUAAGGAACAACCCAAGUACCCUCCCCGAACACCAGAAACUGUGAAACGAGAUGUUCAGUUAGCAUCAGCAAAAAUUAGAAAUCGUGAAUCCAAAACUACAGUAAAUGGCCACAAAGGAAAAUUUUGGUUUAUGUAUUUAAAUAAUUUUAAUCCUAUUUACAGUUGUGUUAUAGACUAUAUGCAUGGCAUUUGUUUAGGAGUUUGUAAACAAUUAUUAAUAUUAUGGUUUCAUAAGAAAAACAAAACUGAAAUUUUUUCUUUCUUUGUGAAAUGCAAUGAUGUCAAUUCUUUCUUGAACAAAAUAAAGCCAACACUGUAUGUAACAAGAAUUCCAAAGACAUUGGAUGAACUCACUCACUGGAAGUCAUCAGAAUUCAGAAAUUUUAUAUUAUAUUGGGGAAUACCAAUCUUGAGAAAUGUUUUGACUCAAGAAUAUUUUGUGCAUUUUUGCUUAUUAGCUAGAUCUUUUUUUAUAUUGUCAAAAGAAGGUAUAAGCAAAGAAGAAUUGCUAGUAGUAGAAUCUGCUCUCUUAUUAUUUGUUGAGAACUAUCAAGUUCUCUAUGGUGAAAGGUUUAUGACCUUGAAUGUUCAUCAAUUAGUACAUUUAACAGAUUGUGUUCGACACACCGGACCAUUAUAUGUAAAUAAUUGUUUUAUUUUUGAAGAUUUGAAUGGUUUUAUUGUGAAACACAUACAUGGAACGCAGGGGGUUGAAACUCAAAUAACAAAUAUUGUUUGUAUGUUAAAGGUACCACCUGUCCUUCGUGAAUUGUUUCUGAAAGAGUAUGAUGAUGAAGAAGAAAUUGUUUCAUUGUAUAAUGAACUGACUGACUCUGUAGCAGGUCGCUAUAAAUAUAUUACAGAAAUAGAAAGUGGCAUUAGACCUAUUGGAAAUGCAUCUAAUAAACAAUUAACAGAUUCAGACAGUGUGCUCUUAAAUUUGGUGUGCAUAAUGAGUUAG